GAUCUAUGGAUAUACUUGCACUUUACAAGAAAGAUGACUUACCUUUUGUACGCAUUUCGGCUCCUAUGGUUCGAUAUACAAAAUUGCCAUUCCGUCUACUUCUUCGGCAAUAUGAUGUGGAUCUAGUUCAUACUCCUAUGAUACUGGCUGAUUCAUUUAUUCGAUCUGAGAAAGCGAGAAAUGUAGAAUUCACCACUUGUCCAGAAGAUAGACCACUGAUUGUACAGCUAGCGUCAAAUGAUCCUUGUGAAUUCACUAUGGCAACUGAAAUGCUUGCACCAUAUUGUGAUGGGGUGGACUUGAAUUGUGGUUGUCCACAAUCUUGGGCAGUCGGUUGUGGUAUAGGAUCAGCAUUAUUGAGAGAACCAGAAAAAAUUGCCAGUAUUGUACGUGCUGCCCGAGAUGCGGUUCCACGAUGGCGUACAUUAAAUGACAGUGACUGUUCAAUGCUAUGUGAAACUAACGAUACAGAAGAGUUGUCAAAGUUGAAUGAAAGUAAAGAAGUUCGAAGAAACAUUCAUCAGGUGACACGAUUCCAAGGUCCAUUUUCAGUUUCUGCUAAACUUCGUAUACCUACUUCUUCUAGUAGAUCUGUUGGAGGUGAAUCAUGCGAUCCUAUUAAACUUACCGUAGAACUUGUUCGGCGUUUGGCUGUAAUGGGUGUUGACUGGGUUACAUUGCAUGCACGAACACAACAUCAACGUAACAGAGAUCCGGCAGCAUGGAAUAUUGUUCAAGAAUUAGUCGAUUGUAAAAUUAAACAUUCCUCUGUAGGCAGUGAACUACCCAUUAUACUAAAUGGGGAUAUUCGUGAACUGAAAGAUGCAUAUCAUGCCUAUGAAAUGACCGGUUGUCAUGGUGUUAUGGCUGGCAGAGCUUUACUAAAAACACCCUAUUUAUUUGCACCGAACUGCAUUGAAAGCGAGAAUUCGCUCUAUCAUUUGUACGAGAACUGGUUACACUUAUCUGCACAAUACACAGGUGGCACAAGCUUUGCUAUUAUUCACCAGCAUGCUUAUUGGAUGAUGGAGCAGCAUUUGGACAAAACGAGGAGAUUAUUCUUAAAUAAUGUAAGGUGUUUUGCAGGUCUAGUGGAUUGGCUUUCUGAACAACGAACGGCAUUGAAAACAACCACCUAAAUACUGAUAGUUGUACAGUUUUUGAUAAUAAGUUACCAAACAAUUUUGUGAAGAGAUAUUUGUAUACAUAACCUUUUUUUAUAUUUUACUGGAUUUUCAAAUAAAAAAAAUAUU
Molecule: messenger RNA, 1253 nt
Organism: Trichobilharzia szidati
Lineage: Eukaryota; Metazoa; Platyhelminthes; Trematoda; Strigeidida; Schistosomatidae
Source: the annotation of a GenBank genome assembly